AUGUUGGCCUUUUUGUUUCUUUUCUUUAACAUAGCGCAAGCCAUCGUGGUCUCAGGACCCUCGGGCCCCUGGUCUGUCUCACACAAAGUCGUGGAACUGACUGACGAGUCUCGAUGGGAUCCGUAUGCUCCUGAAGAUAGUCGACACAAGCGACGAAUUUUGACGUCGCUUUUUAUCCCUACUCAAAAAGAUCAGAAGAAAUGCCGAGGCGAAAAGAUCGACUAUAUGCCCCCAAGAACUCGCGGGGGCGCAGCCAAAACACUGGGACUUCCCAACACGACCUUUGAGGGGCUAGAGCUUGAAUUCUGCAAGGCAUCCACGAAGAAGCGGGCACCUCUUCCUAUUGUCAUAUUAUCUCCUGGUUUUAGUAGUAUCAGACUGCUUUCUAGCGCCCAAGCACAGUCGCUGGCCAGCCAAGGGAACGUGGUCAUCACAGUCGAUCAUCCUUAUGACGGUACUAUUGUCGAGUUUUCCGACGGCACAGUCGUGUAUGGAGCAAAUCCAAACGACAUAAAUGACGAAGUGGCUGAGAAGGGCGUUCGAAGCGAAGAUAUAUCUUUCCUUAUUGAUCAAAUUCUGGAGCCGUCUAGUAUAGGGGGCAUCCUUGACGGGUUUGACACGAGCAAGAUAUUUGUCUACGGCCACUCUCUUGGAGGUGCAACCUCGGCUCAAGUUGCUCUCAACGACGACCGUGUUCUUGGCGGUCUUGAUCUGGACGGGAAACUGUACGGAUCUGUCAGCGAAGCCGGCCUCGAUACACCACUCUUUGUCGUUGGUGCCGAUAGCACAGGGGAAGCAGCAUCAUACUUCAAAGGAAUCAUGGGCAAAGUCGACGCCGCAAAGAUGUUCCUCACCAUCAAUGGGACCGGGCACAUGUCCUUUGUAGACCUGCCACUGGUCCUAUCGUUGCUGGACUUUACUGCACCUGGUUUGGAGAGGGCAAUCGGAACCGUUGAUGGCAAGAGGAUCGCUAGCAUUACAGAUGAUAUUCUUGGGGCAGUGACGAGCUUUCUCUUCAAAGGAAAGACGCGACCUCUUUGCCAGCUUGAGGACAAGGUUGAAGAGGCUGUCGUGGUAGAGAGGGAUCUCAAGAGGGCCUGUCGCUAG
Molecule: messenger RNA, 1107 nt
Organism: Fusarium keratoplasticum
Lineage: Eukaryota; Fungi; Ascomycota; Sordariomycetes; Hypocreales; Nectriaceae
Product: 1-alkyl-2-acetylglycerophosphocholine esterase
Exons: 2
Coding region: 1-1107 (368 amino acids)
Molecular function (GO): 1-alkyl-2-acetylglycerophosphocholine esterase activity
Source: RefSeq, a predicted model, not a curated record